GCCGGACAGCCGGUAAUAGUUGCCACCCAUCUUGUUCCUCCAAAGAAAAAAAAAGUCGCCACCGCCCAUCCCCAUCCCGUACCCCGAUCCCUGGCCGUCGGCGCGCCGCACCGCCACCAUCUCCGCGCUGUGCCUGCCUCCAGUCCGCCUGAACCGAACGCCCAGGGCUUAGUCCUAUUGUUUUCCUCCGAAUUCUAACGGAAAGAUGCCGCGCAUCCCGCUGAUCAAAUUCCCCAAUAGAAAUCUUAAAGUCCCAUCCUCACCAGCGGCCAAACCUGCAGAUCAGCACGCGACCCUCAUGGCCCGAUUGGGAGCUAAAGUAGACGUACCACCUUCUGGAGAGAAAAAAAAUUACCGCUUUAAAUCAGAUGUGCCUUCCCCACCUUCUCAUACUGCUGUUGGAGGGCCAGCUUCAAAGCUUCCCAAACGCAAACCACUCUCUGAGGAAGAGAUUGAGGCUAUCAUGAUGGGUGGUGUCUUCUGAUAUUGCUUCUCCUCAUCAUUGUUACAUUUUGUGGAGCAUCAAUAAGAUUCCCUACACCCUGUGUUCUUGAUCUUCACCUGCGAAGUGUGUUAUUAGAGCCAUGUUUAUAUGGAACUGUUACCUUUUAGUCGAUCUUGGUCCCCAGAAGUCACCAGCUGCCAGACUCGUUUUCUGAAUAUUCUCCACCUGUGACUAACCAAAAUGGUGAACAUGAACAUGUGAAGUAUGGGUGCAUUGACAGACAUGUUGAUCAGGGAAUGAUUUAUGAACCUCUAUGUUUUCCUUGUAUUUCUGUCUGUAAGGUUUCUAUUAGUGCCUGUUUUUGUUUA
Messenger RNA from Brachypodium distachyon (stiff brome), 813 nucleotides. RefSeq lists its product as uncharacterized. The record is from RefSeq and is a predicted model, not a curated record. Lineage: Eukaryota; Viridiplantae; Streptophyta; Magnoliopsida; Poales; Poaceae. The transcript is spliced from 4 exons. The coding region runs from base 206 to 484 and encodes 92 amino acids.